Protopterus annectens (West African lungfish) is the source of this 5127-nucleotide messenger RNA. RefSeq names its product signal peptide, CUB and EGF-like domain-containing protein 2. NCBI's taxonomy places the organism in Eukaryota, Metazoa, Chordata, Ceratodontiformes, Protopteridae. The coding region runs from base 545 to 3595 and encodes 1016 amino acids. The transcript has 23 exons. The record is from RefSeq and is a predicted model, not a curated record. Gene Ontology annotation, biological process: signal transduction. Gene Ontology annotation, molecular function: calcium ion binding. Gene Ontology annotation, cellular component: cell surface.
UAAGACCCGAGUUCAUGUCAGUGACAGCGGUGCGCAACAUUUACAGAGAACACCGACUCCAGAUCAGCAACGAUAAUAUUUUACUUCACAACAGCCUCCAUUAUUCUACCUCAACAGUAGUGGGUGACAAAUCACUGAAGGUGAUUUAAUAAUUCGCCUCCUUUCGUAGGUAAAACAAGAUCCUGCAGCUGUUUGGGGGUUGAAUCGACGUAUGCCUUCAGGCUUCCAGACCCUAGGUGGCAUCUAUUGAAGAGCGCUCAUUCAGUAACUUUCUUUCCAGACUGCAGGAUAAAAUGCGACCAGUGAAAGCGGACUCGGACAGCAGCAGUAGCUCAGGUCUUUGCAAAGAUCGCGCCUUGAAUGUGUCACUUAGGUUAUCCCUGGGGGAGGAGAGGAAGCCGUUUAGCCGCUGAUUCCUCACUUUCCCAUCUCUCUUUCUCUGUAGAGCGUCAGGAAGGCGUGAAAAUGAGGUUGACACUUGGUCUGCUUCUCAGUGCAAACAGAACUGUGCAGAGGUAUACCUAGGCUGCGCUCUCACAUCACUAUGGAGGCUGUUUGUUUUGCAGGGCACAUUUGUUUGUUUUUCCUCCUCUUAACUAGUCACCAGACACCGGCAAAUGGAGCAGUUCUGUUAGAUACGGACGAGUGUGCUGAAGGGAGUGAUGACUGUCAUGUGGACGCGAUAUGUCAGAAUACACCCCUGUCGUACAAAUGCACUUGCAAACCUGGGUACACAGGCGAAGGCCAGGCAUGUGAAGACAUUGAUGAAUGUGACAAUGAAUACAAUGGAGGCUGCGUCCAUGAAUGUUUUAACAUUCCAGGCAAUUAUCGCUGCACUUGCUAUGAUGGAUUUAUGUUGGCUGACGAUGGACAUAACUGUCUGGAUGUUGAUGAGUGUGCAUUUAAUAAUGGAGGCUGUCAGCACAUUUGUGUCAACACAAUAGGCAGCUAUGACUGUCAGUGCAAGGAAGGAUUCUUUCUGAGUGAUAAUCAACACACAUGUAUUCAUCGUUCAGAAGAAGGCAUGAGUUGCAUGAACAAGGACCAUGGCUGUGCCCACAUUUGCCGAGAGACCCCUAAAGGCGGAGUAGCCUGUGAAUGCAGACCUGGAUUUGAGCUGGCAAAAAACCAGAGGGGGUGCAUUUUGACUUGCAAUCAUGGAAAUGGUGGCUGCCAGCAUACUUGUGAUGAUACUGAUGUUGGGCCAGUCUGUGGUUGUCACCAGAAGUAUGCCUUGCAUUCUAAUGGGAAAACUUGCAUUGAGAGAGACGAGGCUGCAAUUGAGAACUCUGAAUACAAUGCCACGUCAGUAUCUGAUGUGGACAAGCGGGUGAAACGUCGACUACUAAUGGAAACUUGUGCUGUUAAUAAUGGUGGCUGUGACCGCACAUGCAAGGAUACUUCUACUGGAGUUCGUUGCAGCUGUCCUGUUGGAUUUACACUGCAGCCUGAUGGUAAAACAUGCAAAGAUAUUGAUGAAUGUCAGGUCAGUAAUGGAGGCUGUGAUCACUUCUGCAGAAACACAGUUGGCAGCUUUGACUGCAGCUGCAAGAAGGGAUUCAAGCUGUUAACAGAUGAAAGAUCUUGUCAAGACAUCGAUGAAUGCUCCUUUGAAAGGACAUGUGAUCACAUUUGUGUCAAUUAUCCUGGAAGCUUUGAAUGUAUUUGUAAAAAAGGAUAUAUGCUGUAUGGAUUAGCACAUUGUGGUGAUAUUGAUGAGUGUAGUUUCUGGAAUGGAGGUUGUGAGCAAAUCUGUGUGAAUAGUAUGGGAAGUUACGAGUGUCACUGUCAUGCUGGCUACAAGCUCCACUGGAACAAGAAAGACUGUGUUGAAGUAGAUAGACUUGUACCAAGUAACCUCUCAACUAAAGCCUUGCUACGCUGCAGUAAGAAUGGAGGUGUCGACAGCUGUUUCUUAAGCUGUGCAUCAAACAUGCGCUUUGUCCCCGGAUUGCAAGGUUCCUAUACUGUUGUCUGUGGUGCAUCAUAUCAUACGGCUGAAGGUAGUAAAGUAAAUGACUCUGCAUAUCUUGACCCUUCUGUGCUAAAGACAACAGCAACAUUCAGAUUUAAUGAAGGAAGCUGCAAUUUGAAGAAGAGUGAUGAGGUCUUAAAAAAGGGUCUUAAAUUUGCUGUUACAGAGAAAGUAAAUUCAUACACAGAAAACUGCCUGUUCACCUCAGUGAACCUCACCUGUAGUUCUGGCAAGAAAAAGAAUGGCCGUGAAGGAAGAAAAGCAAAUGCAGAUGAAGGCUCCUUCAUUACUGCAGAAUUUCAGCUGAAAGUAAAACAAGAGGAGGUGACAGAAUCUUGUGACUUAAACUGUGUUCGUAAGAAAACAGAGAAAAGACUUCGUAAAACAAUAAGAACAUUGCGGAAAUCAAUCAACAAGGAGCAGUUUCAUCUUCAUUUCUCUGGAACAGAAUAUGAGCUUGCAAAAAGAGUUGCAAAAUCCUCUGAUUCACAGGACAGCUGUGGGACAGGAAGAGUUCUUAUGGACAGCAAGUGCGUUAGCUGCAGUGAUGGAACCUACUAUGAUGGAGAUCAAGAACAAUGCAUUUUAUGCCCAGCUGGAACUUACCAAGAUGAAGAAGGACAGUUGACUUGUGAACGCUGUCCUGGGCUUGAGAAUCUAGGGAUGCAAAAAACACUUGGAGCUCGGAAUAUCUCUGAAUGUGGAGGUCAAUGUUCACCAGGAGAGUUCUCUUCAGAUGGUUUCAAGCCUUGCCAGCGGUGUCCGUUUGGAACAUAUCAACCUGAAAUUGGUCGUACCUCCUGCUUCUCAUGUGGUGGAGGCCUCAUGACAAAAAAUGAUGGUGCAACCUCAUUUCAGGACUGUGAGACUAAAGUUCACUGUUCUCCAGGACAUUUUUAUGAUGCUACAACUCACAGAUGUACUCGUUGUUCAAUGGGAACAUAUCAACCUUACUUUGGACAGAACUAUUGUAUUACUUGCCCUGGAAACACUACAACAGACUUCGACGGCUCCACAAACAUCACUCAAUGUAAAAACAGACAAUGUGGUGGAGAAUUGGGAGAGUACACAGGAUACAUUGAAUCCCCAAACUAUCCUGGAAACUACCCAGCAAACAUAGAAUGCACUUGGACUAUAAAUCCACCUCCAAAGCGUCGGAUCCUAAUUGUGGUUCCAGAAAUAUUUCUACCAAUUGAAGAUGAAUGUGGAGACUAUUUAGUAAUGAGAAAAAGUGCUUCAGCUAAUUCAGUGACAACAUAUGAAACAUGUCAAACAUAUGAGCGCCCAAUAGCAUUCACUUCACGUUCAAAAAGGCUGUGGAUACAGUUUAAGUCUAAUGAAGGAAAUAGUGGCAUGGGAUUCCAAGUCCCCUAUGUGACCUAUGAUGAAGAUUACCAAGAGCUAAUAGAAGAUAUAGUGCGGGAUGGUAGACUGUACGCAUCUGAAAAUCAUCAAGAAAUAUUAAAGGAUAAGAAGCUAAUUAAGGCUUUGUUUGAUGUGCUGGCUCAUCCCCAAAACUAUUUCAAGUAUACAGCACAGGAGUCCAGAGAAAUGUUCCCAAAGUCAUUUAUUCGACUGCUACGAUCAAAAGUCUCUAGAUUUUUAAGACCGUACAAGUAGCUGCGUGUCAUAACAGACUACAAAAGACAACACUUCAAACAUUUAGUAAAGUACUUCUCCAGUCACCUGUUUGAAAUCCUAGUGUUGAAACCAAUACCUUUUUUCUACUAGCUUUUUUGCACAAAUCCAAAUGUGGAUCCCUCUACCAAAGGUCUACUGCAUUCAGUAGUAAGUCUGAAACCACUCAGAGAGUAAGAGAAUCUUAAAAAAAAACAGGAGAGUAAGAGACAACCAUUUCAAGCCAAGAGGAAUGUAAUAAAAUGGAACUGUCUUAUUUCUGUUUAAGGGAAUAUGAUGAGUCUGUUUCUACCAGCAAAAGUACACAAGUCUCAGAAUUCUCACAGAUAUUCACCUAAAAUAUUCAGAAGGAUGUUGGUACUGACCAAAGGAGACAAGCAGUUGGAGGGAAUUAUCUAAAAAAAGGCACUAUCUCUUUUUCUUUUGUCAUUGUUUAAAUGUGGACUGAAUUAAUUAGCUCUUGUUCUUAAUGAACACAAUACAGAAAAAAAGUAAUAACAGAGUAAACAGAAGGGAACAUUCUGCAUGAAAAAAAACUCGUAUUUUGUUGGUGACCUCCAAAUCAGGAAGGAAGUAUAAAGGAGAAAAUAUUUAUGAGUGUAAGGAUGUACUAAAAAAAGCGAGCACGGGAAUCUGUUAAUAUAAAGUUUCUCAGUGAAAUGUAUUUUAUUUGCAUUGUGUUUGAUAACCUAUGAUGCUUAACAGAAGGAAUUUGAAACACCUAACUACUAUAAAGAGUUACUUAGCAGAAGUGUUUCAGCAGACAAAAGAACUUGAUAAUAUCUUCCUUACCUGAAACUUUUUUGUGACAAACUUAUUGUUCACAUUGAGAAAAUCAAAACAAGUGUUUGACACUUAAUCAAACUUACUCUGCUUCAGACAAGAAAUGUUUUUUUUUCUAUAGACUGUACUUAAUAAUAUUUUGUAUCUUCUGUACAGGGAGUUUUAACACUGUAAAUAUUCAAUAUCCUGGGAAAAGGUGGUCAUUAAUAGAUGAGGGUGUGUAUUCCCCACUCCAGCAUCAUUUUGCAACUCAGCAUCUCAUUUUAGUUCAACAGAAUGAGUGAACCAAGAGAGUUACCUAGUCAACAAAAGCACUACAAUGGGUCCAAGUGUUCCUGCACUUGUUUAUGGUUAACUAUCUUUUCAGACAGUAUAAUAGAAUAUCUUAAGUUUACAUUUUCUGGUAUCUUUUCUUAUGUAGCAACUCAUCAUGAAAGGGAAACAUGGAAAAUAUACUCUUUUUCCGAGGAAAUGUGUUUAUAGCUAUCAUUACCAGUAUAUGGAAGAAGCAUUGUAAAAUCACAUACUUGUAGACAAUUAGCACAUAAGACAUUAGUGAAUGAAUUGGGGGAAAAAUAUAAGAGAAAUGGUUAAGAACAUCACUUAGACAUUUCUUAUCCUUGGACAUUUUUAGAACCACCACUGAGAUCAGUAAGUGAAGUAGAAUGUUUUUGCACAUUGUAAAAAGCAUAUCAUUUACAAGGAUUAAAAAUGUGUUUUGAAUACGCGGA